GGUUCUUAUCUGCUUAUUCUGGCACUUUUUGUGACUUAUCAAAUUCCACCAUCAACGCGGGCAUUUCCGAUUGAUUGCCAAAAGAACACUGCAGUCUGUUUGGAAGAAAUAAUGAAGGAAGUCACCCAAGUUCGAUUUGAGGUUAAGAUUCUCACGGAGAACAAAACAUUGGCGAGACGUAAGCACGAUUCCUCUUCGUUCAUGUGUGUUACUAACUUUAUUAACAUUUAUUCAUUUCAAUUUUUAUUGUUAUUUUUCAAGAGUACACUAACUGUUAUUUCGCAUAUAUUCCCCUUGUAUUUCAUCAACAGCUAAGAACUGUGUUGAGCUCUACCAUUCCGGUCAAAGGAUCAGCGGUGUUUACACAAUCGACCCAGAUGGCUUAGGCGCCUUUAGUGUAUAUUGUGAUCAAACCACUUCUGGUGGGGGAUGGACAGUCUUCCAGAAGAGAAUGGAUGGCUCUGUUGAUUUUAAUCGCACCUGGAAUGACUACAAACAUGGCUUCGGUAACUUGGUCGGUGAAUUUUGGCUUGGACUGGACAAGGUAAACCGUCUGACACAAAACAAAACAAAGAAUAUGCUUCGAAUAGAUCUGGGGGUAACUACGCGCCAAACUGUUCACGCUGAGUAUGAAUGGUUUGGGAUUGGGAAAGAGACGGCUGACUACCGGCUGUACAUUGGCAAUAUGACAAGUAAGUAAACCUAAAGUCUUUUUAAACAUUCACCUUUGGAUUUUUAUGUGUUACUUUCCCUAUCCACGUCUUCUGCCCCAUACACACCAAAGCUUAAAAGCUGUUUUGAUAAAAUCGAUUUAAAAUUUGUUUCUUCAGAGAUGCUGCUUAAACUGAUCUUUGUCCACUUCAAAUUUUGCAAAUUUAGCGAAGUAUAACAAGUUAGUGACAGCUUGAAUCCUAUGAAAAACUGAUUUUUUUAUCCAAUCCCUUUCCCCUAACCCCACGUGACCUGCAAAUAAUGGUUCGUUCUAGCGUAUACCCGUUCGACAGUAUUUUGUUGUUAAUUCUGCCCAUACAUGCUACUCCGUGGACAGUUUGUUUUCGAAGUUGCUUGAGAUAGAAAAUUCAUUGAACUCGGCUUUAGCAAAAUAAUAAAAUUUGAGUAUUAUUAUUUUGUCCGAUAUUUUUGUAUUUCGAUACCUGCCCUACUUCGUCGAUUAGUAGCUAUCGAGUUUGAGGUGUCAAAAGUGUUAUCUUAAUCCUAAUAUUAUGGAAUUUUUGUUUUUUUAAUUUUUUCUUUAACAGAUGCAACUGUUUCCUCUGAUUCCCUCAAUCCCCACAAAGAUCUCAUUUUUGGUACCUGGGAUAGAGAUCCUGCUAAUUGUACUCUAAAAAGAGGCGGAGGCUGGUGGUAUGGCAGCAGUAGUGAUUGUGCUGUUUCGUCGAAUCUCAACGGAAUUUAUCCGCGUUGUCGAAAGGAAACCUGGGCCGAUAUCCAUUGGAGAAAAUUAGAUCCAAACAAGCCCGAGCGCAGCGCCCCCACAUCAACUGAAAUGAAAAUUAGACCAGUGGAUUUUUUUUAA
Molecule: messenger RNA, 1537 nt
Organism: Pocillopora meandrina
Lineage: Eukaryota; Metazoa; Cnidaria; Anthozoa; Scleractinia; Pocilloporidae
Source: the annotation of a GenBank genome assembly